Messenger RNA from Vitis vinifera (wine grape), 1375 nucleotides. RefSeq lists its product as uncharacterized. The record is from RefSeq and is a predicted model, not a curated record. The coding region runs from base 274 to 1068 and encodes 264 amino acids. The transcript has 2 exons. NCBI's taxonomy places the organism in Eukaryota, Viridiplantae, Streptophyta, Magnoliopsida, Vitales, Vitaceae. Gene Ontology annotation, cellular component: membrane.
AACUCAAUCUAAUCCAAUUUUUGCUCAUACAACCACCGAUUAGGUUUCUGGGUUGAGGAAUGGGCCUAUUUGAGAGUAAGGAGGCCCUCCAAACUUAGCAGUGAGAAGGCCCACAAAAAUUAGGCCUAACCUCCGAGGGUCCCCAGUCCCCACAAUUCAGAAAUCUGUUGUUUCCUGUGUCUCUCCUGUGAACCGAGUCAAACCCAGAAACUGUGGUAUUGUUGGAGACUCCUUGCAGGUUGGUGGUGGAAGGAAGAGGGAAAGAGAGAGAGAAUGGGAAGGUUGGGGAGAGUGGGUGUGGUCGGGGUGGUGAUAGCAGGGAUAGUAUUGAGUAGAAGGUACGGAUUGGAGUGGGACAAAGACGCAGCUGUUGAGUUGUUCAGACAAUGGUCAGAUCGAUUGGGUUAUUGGGCGAUCCCUCUCUACGUUUCCAUACACACCCUCACCCUUGCCCUCUGCUUGCCCUCCGCCGUCUUCUUGGAAGCUGCUGCUUCUCUUCUCUUUGGGUUCCUCCCCGCCGUGCUCUGCGUCUUUUCCGCUAAGCUUCUUGGUGCUUCUCUAUCUUUCUGGAUUGGAAGGCUGAUUUUUAGGAGUUCAAGUACAGCAAUGGAGUGGGCCCAGGGAAACAAAUACUUCCAUCUGCUUUCCAGAGGAGUUGAACGAGAUGGUUGGAGAUUUGUACUUCUUGCUCGUUUCUCACCCAUUCCCUCCUAUGUCAUAAACUAUGCACUUGCUGCUACAAAAGUUGGGUUUAUUCUAGAUUUCCUGCUUCCUUCAGUUAUUGGCUGCCUGCCAAUGAUAUUACAGAACACAUCCAUCGGCAGCCUGGCUGGUGCUGCUGUUGCUACAGCAUCUGGAUCUCAGAAAUCUCAGGUUUGGUCAUAUGUUUUCCCCCUUCUUGGGAUUGUAUCAAGCAUACUCAUCUCUUUGAGAAUCAAAAAGUACUCUACUGAUAUAUCAGUGAUUCAAUCCUCUUCCAGUGAGGAUAUUCAUGACUGCAAUAACACUGUUGAGUCCUCUCAAACCUUGUCUAGAAAAGGGAACAAGAACAUGGAGAAAAGUCACUGACAAUCUGAUGUCAUUGUGAAGUUCAUCAUAUCUCAUUUUGUCACACGGUACACAAACACACAUAGAGAGCAUAGAUGCCUUCUUUCUCAAGUGCCUAGUUGAUAUAAGUUACACCAAUCAGACAUUAUUUCUAUGGGUUUACACUUUUGUGCCUCUGUUUAGUGGAUUAUUAAAAUCAAUCACUUGGACCCAACUAACAUCCUUUUUGUGUACUUCUGUGUAUGUCUAUUUGAUUAAAAGAUUAUGUACUUUUGCCACAUUCCCAUGAGGGGAUUAUGGAGAAAUCUUGCAUGAAUAUUUUAAUUUA